GUCAACCACCUAUUCUACAUUGUAUUGAUUUUUUGUUACCAUUCAGCACAGGUUCCAUUUGCGAAGUUGUUCUCCACAGAAUAGCUAGUUGGCUCGUUAACUAAUGUUGACAUUUAGAGUUCGGGAAAACCGUUUGACAUCUGUUUUCACGUUGUUCAGGACUGCGCUUCCGCCAUAUUGAAGCAGUUCACUAGCGGCAAGUUGUGACUGACUGGCUAGGACCGAACUGACAAGAGAUCCGCUAGUCUCUAGAUAGACUUGGUGGGGCUGUUAGCGCGCUGGUGACGCAGGAAAAACACCCAAGAGCUGACAAAAAAAAACAACAACCAAAGGAACCAGAUUAUUCUAACUGACAGAGCUUCAAAUGAAAUAGCAAGAUAUAGGGCACAUUUAUGUAAUAAACGACACACUCGUCAAGGCUGGAGUAGCUCGUUAAUAGAGGAGAAGUCCUAUCAAAUUCCUGGUUAUGCAAUGGUCUCUGCGGCCCGUCCAGAUCUCCAGGUGGUUCUGUCCCUCUCUCUCGUGCCUCGGCCGCUGCUCUCCUCCCUCUGCUCUUCCUCUGAGGUUGCCGAGGCUCCUCCUGUGAUUUCCCUCGUGGUCAGUGCUGCCUAAGAGGCCAAGAUUGCCAAGAUCUGCCCAGUGGCGAGCAUGACGGCCACCACGCGUGGCUCUCCGGUGGGGGGCAACGACAGCCAGUCGGGCCAGGGCCAGGCACCCGAUGCCCAGAGUCAGAGUCAGCCCCCGCUGCCACAGAACCAGACGUUGUCCCCUAACUCGUCCAAUGAGAAUUCUCCAGUGAGCCCCCCGGAUGAGCAGGGUCAGGGGGAUGGACCCCCACAGCUGGAGGAGGAGGUGGAGGAGCCAGCCUUCCCUCACACAGACCUGACAAAGCUGGAUGACAUGAUCAACAGACCCCGCUGGGUGGUUCCAGUUCUGCCAAAGGGAGAGUUGGAGGUUCUUCUAGAAGCUGCUAUAGAGCUUAGUAAAAAGGAACUUGAUGUGAAGUGUGAGGCAUGCCAGAGGUUUUUCAGGGAUGGCCUGACCAUCUCUUUCACCAAGAUUCUCACAGACGAGGCCGUCAGCGGGUGGAAGUUUGAGAUACAUAGGUGUAUCAUCAACAACACCCACCGGCUGGUGGAGCUGUGUGUGGCCAAGCUCUCUCAGGACUGGUUCCCCUUGCUGGAGCUGCUGGCCAUGGCCUUCAACCCCCACUGCAAGUUUCACAUCUACAAUGGCACGAGGCCCUCUGAGACGGUGCCCGCCGGGGCGCAGCUGGCAGACGACGAGCUCUUUGCCCGCCCCCCUGACCCUCGCUCUCCAAAGGUAGGGUCUGAAUUCAAGGGCUGGUUGGUGGAUUUAAUUAACAAAUUCGGCACGUUAAACGGGUUUCAAACACUGCACGAUCGCUUCAUAAGUGGCCAAGCACUGAACGUCCAGAUCAUCGCUGCCCUUAUCAAGCCUUUCGGGCAGUGUUACGAGUUUCUCACGUUGCACACGGUGAAGAAGUACUUCCUGCCCGUCAUCGAGAUGGUUCCUCAGUUCCUGGAGAAUCUGACAGACGAGGAGCUGAAAAAGGAAGCCAAGAACGAAGCCAAAAAUGAUGCCCUGUCCAUGAUCAUCAAGUCCCUGAAGAACCUGGCCUCCAAGGUGCCUGGGCAGGAGGAGACUGUCAAGAACUUAGAGAUUUUUAGGUUAAAAAUGAUUCUUAGGUUAUUGCAAAUUUCCUCUUUUAAUGGCAAAAUGAAUGCACUAAACGAAGUAAACAAAGUCAUCUCCAGUGUGUCCUAUUACACACAUCGGCAUGGCAACCCCGAGGAGGAGGAGUGGCUAACUGCAGAACGCAUGGCGGAGUGGAUCCAGCAGAACCACAUCCUGUCCAUUGUGCUGAGGGACAGCCUCCACCAGCCUCAGUAUGUAGAGAAACUAGAGAAGAUACUGCGCUUCGUCAUCAAGGAGAAAGCUCUUACCAUGCAGGACCUGGACAACAUCUGGGCUGCACAGGCUGGUAAACAUGAGGCCAUUGUGAAGAACGUACACGACCUAUUGGCCAAGCUGGCCUGGGACUUCUCUCCUGAGCAGCUCGACCACCUCUUUGACUGCUUCAAGGCGAGUUGGACGAACGCCAGUAAGAAGCAACGUGAGAAGCUGUUGGAACUGAUCCGUCGCCUGGCGGAGGACGACAAGGAUGGCGUGAUGGCCCACAAGGUGCUGAACCUGUUGUGGAACCUGGCUCACAGCGAUGACGUGCCUGUAGACAUCAUGGACCAGGCACUCAGUGCUCACAUAAAGAUACUGGACUACAGUUGCUCUCAGGAUAGAGACACGCAGAAGAUCCAGUGGAUCGAUCGCUUCAUAGAAGAGUUGCGCACCAAUGACAAAUGGGUGAUUCCUGCACUAAAGCAGAUCCGAGAGAUCUGUAGCCUGUUCGGAGAGGCUCCUCAGAAUCUCAGAAAGAAAAUGCCUAUUAACAUACAAACGAACUUAGUGGGUCAGACCCAGAGGAGUCCUCAUGUGUUCUAUCGUCAUGACCUGAUUAACCAGCUGCAACACAACCAUGCCCUGGUCACGCUGGUGGCUGAGAACCUCUCUGCCUACAUGGAGACCAUGAGGCAGUUCUCUAAAGCCGAGCAGGCGGAGUUUGACCCCCAGACGGUGAGGGUAGGGAGCCGCUACAGCCACGUACAGGAAGUCCAGGAGAGACUCAACUUCCUGAGGUUCCUGCUGAAGGAUGGCCAGUUGUGGCUCUGUGCUCCUCAGGCCAAACAGAUCUGGAAGUGCCUGGCUGAGAACGCAGUCUUUCUUUGUGACCGAGAGGCCUGCUUCAAAUGGUACUCCAAGCUGAUGGGUGAUGAGCCAGACCUGGACCCGGACAUCAACAAGGACUUCUUUGAGAACAACGUUCUGCAGCUGGACCCGUCUCUGCUCACGGAGAACGGCAUGAAGUGCUUUGAGAGGUUCUUCAAGGCCGUCAACUGCAGGGAAGGCAAGCUGGUGGCCAAACGUAGGGCCUACAUGAUGGACGACCUGGAACUCAUAGGCCUGGACUACCUCUGGAGGGUCGUAAUUCAAGGGAGUGAUGACAUCGCCAGUCGAGCCAUAGACCUUCUGAAAGAGAUCUACACCAACCUUGGACCAAAACUACAAGUCAAUCAGGUAGAGAUCCACGAGGAUUUCAUCCAGUCAUGUUUUGACCGUCUGAAGGCGUCGUACGAUACUCUCUGUGUUCUGGAAGGGGACAAGGACAGCAUCAACUGUGCCCGGCAGGAGGCCAUCCGCAUGGUCCGUGUGCUCACUGUGCUCAAGGAGUACAUCAACGAGUGUGACAGUGACUACCAUGAGGAGAGGACCAUACUGCCCAUGUCCAGGGCGUUUCGGGGGAAGCACAUCACGUUGAUCGUGCGUUUCCCUAACCAGGGCCGUCAGGUGGAUGACCUGGACAUCUGGUCUCACACCAACGACACCAUUGGCUCAGUGCGCCGCGGUAUCCUCACACGCAUCAAGGCCAACGCCACGCACACCAAGAUAGAGCUCUUCAUUGGCGGGGAGGUUGUUGACCCAGCCGACGACAGGAAGCUGAUUGGCCAGCUCAACCUGAAAGACAAAACGUUGAUCACAGCCAAGCUGACCCAGGUGAGUGCCAACAUGCCCUCCAGCCCAGACAGCUCCUCGGACUCUUCCACUGGCUCACCGGGUAACCAUGGCAACCACUUCAGCGAAGGGCCCAACCCCGAGGUGGAGAGCUGCCUCCCUGGAGUGAUCAUGUCUCUCCACCUGCGCUACGUCUCCUUCCUGUGGCAGGUAGCAGACCUGGGCUGUAGCCCCAACAUGCCUCUGCUACGAGACGGAGCCAGAGUACUGAUGAAGCUGAUGCCUCCAGAUAACAGUACCGUGGAGAACCUGCGUGGUGUAUGUCUGGACCAUGCCAAGCUGGGAGAGAACGGCCUCAGCCCAACACUGGACUCACGCUUCUUUGGCCCCUCGCCAUCACAAGUCCUCUACCUCAUAGAGGUGGUGUAUGCCCUGCUCAUGCCAGCCAGCUCCACAUUGGGUGAGGACGCCAGCGACUUCCAGUACAACUUCCUGAAGAGUGGCGGGCUACCGCUGGUACUGAGCAUGCUCACGCGUAACAACUUCCUGCCGUCGGCCGACAUGGAGACGCGGCGAGGGGCGUACCUCAACGCUCUUAAGAUCGGCAAACUGCUGCUCACCGCUGUUGGGUUCGGACACGUCAAAGCUGUGGCCGAGGCUUGUCAGCCCAACGCUGAGGGGACCACACCCGUCUCACCGAUUAACCAGGCCACUCACGACCAGGCUUUGGUCCUCCAGAGUGCCCUGCAGAACCUCCCCAACCCUGCCUCUGAGUGCAUGCUCCGCAAUGUAGCUAUACGCCUGGCCCAACAGAUCUCUGACGAGAACUUCUUCCAGGCGUCGAAGUACAUCCCUGAGAUCUGUGUGAUCCGGGCGGUGCAGAAGAUAGCAUGGGCUUCAGGCUGUGGCACCAUACAGUUGGUCUUCAGCUCCAAUGAAGAGCUCAGCAAAAUCUAUGAGAAGACAAACGUGGUUAAAGAGCCGGACGGGGAGGAUGAGCAGGUGUGCUGUGAGGCCCUGGAGGUCAUGACCCUGUGUUUCGCCCUGCUGCCCACCGCUCUGGACACACUCAGUAAGGAGAAGGCCUGGCAGACCUUCAUCAUAGACCUGCUACUGCACUGCCACAGCAAGUCAGUUCGUCAGAUGGCCCAGGAGCAGUUCUUCCUUAUGGCCACCAGGUGCUGCAUGGGCCACCGACCCCUCCUCUUCUUCAUCACCCUCCUCUUCACUGUGCUGGGGAGCACAGCUAAAGAGCGGGCCAAGCAUGCUGGGGACUACUUCACCCUGCUCAGGCACCUCCUGAACUACGCCUACAACAGCAACAUCAACCUGCCCAACGCAGAGGUGUUGCUCAACAACGAGAUCGACUGGCUGAAGAAGAUCAGGGAUGAGGUGAAGAGGACAGGGGAGACGGGCGUUGAGGAGACCAUCCUGGAGGGACACAUCGGAGUUACCAAGGAGUUGCUGGCCUUCCAGACACCAGAGAAGAAGUACUACAUCGGCUGUGAGAAUGGAGGGGCCAACCUCAUCAAGGAGUUGAUGGACGACUUCAUCUUCCCAGCAUCUAACGUGUACCUGCAGUACAUGAAGAGCGGGGAGUUCCCUACGGAGCAGGCCAUCCCUGUCUGUAGCAGCCCCGCCUCCAUCAACGCAGGCUUCGAGCUGCUGGUGGCUCUGUCAGUGAGCUGUGUCCGGAACCUCAAGCAGAUCGUCAACAUGCUCACUGACAUGUACUACCUAGGUUGUGAAGCUCUGACAGAGUGGGAGUAUCUCCCUCCGGUGGGGCCGCGGCCCACUAAAGGCUUUGUGGGGCUGAAGAACGCUGGGGCCACCUGCUACAUGAACUCAGUCAUCCAGCAGCUUUACAUGAUCCCUCCCAUCCGCGACGGAAUCCUGGCCAUCGAGGGCACCGGCACCGACGUGGACGAUGACAUGUCCGGCGACGAGAAGCAGGAGAGCGAGAGUAACGCAGACCCGCGGGAUGAGGUGUUUAGCUAUAACCACCAGUUUGACGACAAGCCGUCGCUCAGUAAGUCGGAGGACAGGAAGGAGUACAACAUUGGGGUGCUGCGCCACCUACAGGUCAUCUUUGGUCACCUGGCCUCCUCCAGACUGCAGUACUACGUACCCCGGGGCUUCUGGAAACAGUUCAGGUUAUGGGGUGAGCCGGUGAACCUGCGAGAGCAGCACGAUGCCCUGGAGUUCUUCAACUCCCUAGUGGACAGUCUGGAUGAGGCUCUGAAGGCCCUGGGUCACCCGGCCAUGCUUAGCAAGGUGCUGGGGGGAUCCUUCGCCGACCAGAAGAUCUGCCAGGGGUGCCCACAUAGAUAUGAGUGUGAGGAGUCGUUCACCACUCUGAAUGUAGACAUCAGGAACCACCAGAACCUGUUGGACUCUAUGGAGCAGUAUGUCAAGGGAGACCUGCUGGAGGGAGCCAACGCAUACCACUGUGAGAAGUGCAACAAGAAGGUGGACACAGUGAAGCGUCUGCUGAUCAAGAAGCUUCCUCCAGUGCUGGCCAUCCAGCUGAAGAGGUUUGACUACGACUGGGAGAGGGAGUGUGCCAUCAAGUUCAAUGACUACUUUGAGUUCCCCAGGGAGCUGGACAUGGAGCCCUACACUGUAGCCGGGGUGGCCAAGCUGGAGGGGGACGACGUCAACCCAGAGAAUCAGGUGAUCCAGCAGAACGAGCCCUCUGAUCCAGAGCCCCCGGGCAGCUCCAAGUACCGCCUGGUGGGGGUGCUGGUCCACUCAGGCCAGGCCAGCGGCGGACACUACUACUCCUACAUCACGCAGAGGAACGUGGGCGUGGCCGACGGCGAGCGGAACCGCUGGUACAAGUUUGACGACGGAGACGUGACUGAGUGCAAGAUGGACGACGAGGAGGAGAUGAAGAACCAGUGCUUCGGAGGGGAGUACAUGGGCGAGGUGUUUGACCACAUGAUGAAGAGGAUGUCCUACCGGCGCCAGAAACGCUGGUGGAAUGCCUACAUCCUCUUCUACGAACGCAUGGACUCAUUGGACAAGGACAGUGAGCUGGUCAAGUACAUCCAGGAGCUGACCAUCUCGUCCUCGUCCAACAACAAGCCGUCGCACCAGGUCAAGAUGCCCAACGUGAUCGAGUGCAGCGUGCGCAAGCAGAACGUGCAGUUCAUGCACAACCGUAUGCAAUACAGCCUGGAGUAUUUCCAGUUUGUUAAGAAACUUCUGACCUGUAACAGUGUCUAUUUAAACCCUCCGCCAGGACAAGACCAUCUACUGCCCGAUGCAGAGGAGAUGGCUAUGAUUAGUGUUCAGCUGGCUGCUAGGUUCCUCUUCAGCACUGGUUUCCACACCAAGAAAGUAGUGAGGGGGGCCGCCAGUGACUGGUAUGAUGCGCUGUGCGUCCUGCUGAGACACAGUAAGAAUGUACGCUACUGGUUUGCACAAAACAUCCUGUUUGCCUACGCCAACCGCUUCUCCGAGUACCUGCUGGAGUGCCCCAGCGCUGAGGUCCGGGGCGCGUUCGCCAAACUCAUCGUCUUCAUCGCACACUUCUCCCUUCAAGACGGACCCUGCCCCCCGCCCACAGCAUCCCCUGCCGGCGCCUCCACCCAAUCACAGGCGUGUGAUAACCUGCGUCUCAGUGACCACCUGUUGAGGGCUGUGUUGAACCUCCUCAGGAGAGAGGUGUCAGAGCAUGGCCGACACCUGCAGCAGUACUUCAACCUCUUCGUCAUGUAUGCCAACCUAGGGCUGGCAGAGAAGACUCAGUUGUUGAAGCUGAGUGUCCCAGCUACCUUCAUGCUGGUGGCUCUAGACGAGGGACCCGGUCCUCCCAUCAAGUACCAGUAUGCAGAGCUGGGGAAACUCUACACCGUGGUCUCCCAGCUGGUGCGCUGCUGUGAUGUGGCCGCACGCAUGCAGUCAUCCAUCAAUGGUAACCCCCCUCUCCCUAACCCGUACGGCGAUGCCAACCAGACCACCCCGGUGAUGCCUGUGCAGCAGCUGGUGGGAGAGAUCCUUUUUGUUAGGACCAGCUACGUGAAGAAGAUCAUCGAGGACUGCAGCAACUCAGAGGAGACAGUCAAGCUGCUGCGCUUCAGCUGCUGGGAAAAUCCCCAGUUCUCCUCUACUGUGCUAUCAGAGCUGCUCUGGCAGGUGGCGUACUCCUACACCUACGAGCUGAGGCCUUACCUGGACCUGCUGCUGCAGAUCCUGCUCAUCGAGGACUCCUGGCAGACACACAGGAUCCACAACGUGUUGAAGGGUAUACCAGACGACAGGGACGGCCUGUUUGACACCAUUCAGCGCUCCAAGAACCACUACCAGAAACGGGCCUACCAGUGUAUCAAGUGCAUGGUGGCCCUGUUCAGCAGCUGCUCUGUGGCCUACCAGAUCCUACAGAGUAACGGGGACCUGAAGCGUAAGUGGACCUGGGCGGUGGAGUGGCUGGGGGAUGAGCUGGAGAGGAGACCCUACACAGGGAACCCCCAGUACACCUACAACAACUGGUCUCCACCCGUCCAGAGCAACGAGACCUCCAACGGGUACUUCCUGGAGCGCUCGCACUCUGCACGUUUGACCCUGGCCAAGGCCUGCGAACUUUGCCCCGAGGAGUGUCACUUAACGAAGCCCGGGGAGGCCAUGUCUGAAGAAGAAGCUGCCAUGCGGAAAUCGUCCUCGCCACAGCAGCUUUUGCCAGGGGACGGGACAGGACCACAGCAACACACUGAGCCCGAUGACCAGGAAGCCUCUGAAGAUCAGGACACCUCCCCUCCAGAGGACACCUCCCUCUACCCACACUCAUCUCCUGGGACGACCACACAGUUUCAGCAGCCAUACACAGGCCCUGCUGCCCAGCUCAUGAACAACCCCCAGCACCCUGGCCCUGCCCCUUCUACCCCAGGCCCUGACCCCGGCCCAAGAGCACAAGAGAACUGGGAGAGCACUGAGGAGGUCCCCUCCACCUCCACGGCCCCUACCUCACCUAAGGAGUAACACCAGCACUCCCCUCUGCUGUACCUCCAGCCUCCUGCUCUCUUUCCUCUCCCCUCCAGGUGACUGACCAAGCUCCUGAUCGGGACUGUCUUUCUCUUUGGGGUCUCCAGGGCAGGGCCAGGCUUCACAGCUCCUCUCCAGGCCCCCUCAAGUCUCUCAUGCUACUGUGCUGCCUGCCUGGGGGUGCUCUCCCCUGGGUUCUGCAUACUGGAGCCUGGGGCUGUCGACUGCAGAGGGGAUAGUGUUGUAAUGAACAUAGAAUACCCAGGCUUGACGAUGCUGACACACUUGUCAACAUGACGAAAUGGUGUACAUAGUGUGUUUGUUUUGACUGUUAAAAUGACCCCCCCCCCUGUCAGGUUUGCUGUUCGGAGAGAUCUUGCGAGAAACAAAAAUAACAAAAAAAAACAUAUUUUUGUUUUAUCACCCUCAGCAGUGAUAUUUGGUCUGCCAUCGGACGGUUACCGGUCAUUCACCUUAAGGAGGACACAUUGUUAUUAUUAGUAAGGUCCUUGGCAACCUCUUGACCGAUGCCAAAUCAACUGACGAGCUGGGGUUGGUUUUAGUGAGACAUGGAAUGGUUGGGUUAACUUUUAUGGUGUUUUGGUUGAUGUGAAAAAAUGGUGAUGCAACAUUGUUCUGGAACUCGUUGCCUUUUUUUUUUGGUAAUUGAUCUUUUCGGAAGUUCUAGUUAAUAUGCUGUAAUGUUUAGCAUGGCUUCUCACCCGAAUAGCAUAGCUCAAGGGAAGAUAUGUGAUAACAUCUGUCCUUCAUCCACAGAGGACAAUUCCUUAUGGCUUUUAUUUUCUCAUCGUCCCCUUGUACAUUGUAAUUUUGAACCAAUACAAAGUGGUUUUUCAAUUGCACAUUAUUGUAAUCCAACUAAACAUUCGCCAGUCCAUUUUUGUUGGGAUAGUGUGCUUAGUAUUCAUCUAUAGGAAUUUUGAGAAAGAAAAACACCAUGUAUGAAACCCGAUUUCUCUGCAGUCUCUUUGGCAGAGACUAGGCAAACGCCGGGGCUAACCAGGCUGGUCCACUCUGGGGCCGUAGCGUCAGACUUCUCUCCUUGGAGAAGGGGCACACUGUAUCGGCUGAUUAGUCGUGUUGCAACAUGGGCUAAGUAAUUCUUUAAGAUUUAAAAAGGUAUACAUCAGUAAAACUAUUUAAUUGCUAACUUGAAUGUGUGUAUUUUGGGGAUUUGUCUAAAGUACCAAAUAUUCUGCCCACCAUAAUACUUUGCUCUUAUUUUAUAGAAUUUAUUUUGUAUUUCACACAAAGAAUAGAAUUUGAUUUAUAAACAUUUUGUCCUUGUCUUAUUUUUAAAGGUAUUGACUGUACAGAGUUCGGCACCCUGUUUUUUUGCCAUGGUGUGACGUUGAAUUCUGGAGCUACAGUCGCAAUGUGAACUUUCACUGAGGUUUUUUUGUGCACAGAAAUAUAGAAGCAUUUGCGCCCUUAGCAAAUAAAGAACAUGGAAUAUUGUAUUCAUGUAACCGACUUGG
This is a messenger RNA of Oncorhynchus kisutch (coho salmon), 10070 nucleotides long. Its product is annotated as probable ubiquitin carboxyl-terminal hydrolase FAF-X. Gene Ontology annotation, biological process: protein deubiquitination; cell migration. The record is from RefSeq and is a predicted model, not a curated record. Gene Ontology annotation, molecular function: cysteine-type deubiquitinase activity. Bases 649 to 8568 code for a protein of 2639 amino acids. Lineage: Eukaryota; Metazoa; Chordata; Actinopteri; Salmoniformes; Salmonidae. Gene Ontology annotation, cellular component: cytosol; nucleus. The transcript is spliced from 50 exons.